Strongylus vulgaris is the source of this 543-nucleotide messenger RNA. Lineage: Eukaryota; Metazoa; Nematoda; Chromadorea; Rhabditida; Strongylidae. The record is from the annotation of a GenBank genome assembly.
AUGCUUCAAAUUGGUUAUAGAACUGAGGAUUUCUCGUGGGAAACGAAAGAAGAGAUUCUAACGAUCACCUCACCAUCGCAUCAAGAAGAUCAAAACGAUUCGGGUAUAGAGAAUCGCACCACGGAUUCGCAUUCCCCAUCCACAUCGCUUGACUUUUCACCGAGGAGUGACUCCAAACUUACCGCCGAAUUGAUCUCACCGAAAACAAGUCGGCAAGUAGUUGAGCAACCACCCGAUUACGCUCCACCACCACCGCCACCACCACCACCUCCGCCACUAGCUUCAUCUGAGCAAGAUCAGUCAUUGGAUCAGGUCCUUGUCCCUCUGAGCAUUUCACGUGCCGUGACAAUAACCCCACAGCAGAAGUCGGACGAAGACGACUAUCCGCCACCACCACUACAUCUGCGAAGGCCUACAUCAUCAGAUAGAAGCGCUGAAGACCUGAUAUCUCGAUUCGAACAAGCUUCGCUAGAUAUACGAGCUCCACCUACAUUCCACUACGAGGAGCGGGUACGUGACAUUCAGUUUUAUGUAACAGUUUGA